UUACAGCCUACAUUGUAGAUUUCUCCAGUGUUUAUCAAUAAGCAACAAUCUCUAAAUCUGACCUAUGAGAUGUGAGAGCUGGAACUUAUUGAAUCAAUUCACAAAAAAAAGUAUGUACAAAAAAAUUGAAAAUCACGCCAUGACAAAGAUAAAGAAAACAAAGCAAAAACAGCCUUUCGAUGUAGGGCAUAGAGUUCGAAAGGUAUCCCACAGAAAUGAACUGUCAUUCUAUCGAGGUUAACCCGACAAGCGUAAACGUCACUUCGAGCGUCAAUGGUUACGCCCACCGUCCCUAUCUACCUUCUCCUAACCCAACUGAUGGCUCUGUCGACGGCGAAACAAGUACCCCUACUCAAAUACCGAGACCUCCUCACCCGCAACUUCUCGAAGAGGUGGCUGUCGCGCAUGUCCGAACGACAGUCCGCCACCAACCCCUACUGCAACCUGUGCUGCCUCAAUAUAACGACGGGGGGCGUGCGCAAGGAUUGCGGCUACCACACCCUAUGCCGUUACACGCAACCGCACUGUAAGGGCUACAUGGGCGUGGCCUUCAGCGAGGCGGAUAAGUACACGAUUCUGGAUGCGCACAACACGCUCAGAAAUGGGAAGGCGGUGCUAGUGGGCGCGGCCAACAUGCGCAGACUGGAGUGGGACGACGAGCUGGCCGAGGUGGCGGAGAUGUGGGCGGCGCAGUGUAACCCCGCCCACGACAGGUGCAGGGACGUGGAGAGGUUCCCGGUUGGGCAGAACAUCGCGGUGGAUUACGCGUCCAAGAGCAACUAUCUAGGAUUCGUGCGUGAUUGGUUUAGGAACACCAACCACUCCCCAUCGUCGCCAGAGUACACGCAGCUCGUGUGGGCGGAGUCGUACGUGGUGGGCUGCGCCCGAGCCGUCUUCCAGUCCACCGACAGUCCCGACCGGCCGGCGGACGUCGUCUACAAGGAGAUUCUAGUAUGCAACUACGGCCCAGCCGGAAACAUACCUGGGCAGCCGGUCUACGCCAAGGGAACGCCCUGCAGCGCAUGUCCAGCCGGUACAGAGUGCGAGGCGGAGUACCCUUCUCUGUGCGCGAGGCGUGGCGACGACGGACACGCCUACAAGACGACACGUAAGUAUAAGACAAAGGAGGAGAAGAAGGGAGUAACCGAAGGAGGGGCGAUGGCCGUCUUCGAUCCAGAUAUGAAUUUCAACGGGAGUUACGGCAUUUACAGCUUAAGUAACCUCAUUUUAUACCCUUAUAUUGUGGGACUGGUAUACUUUGAUUAUUGAAUGUAAUUUUAGGGUUUACAGGUAUUGUGAUUGUAUACUUGUGGAUUAAAUAUGUAAGUAGAG
Molecule: messenger RNA, 1332 nt
Organism: Harmonia axyridis
Lineage: Eukaryota; Metazoa; Arthropoda; Insecta; Coleoptera; Coccinellidae
Product: venom allergen 3-like
Exons: 2
Coding region: 274-1269 (331 amino acids)
Cellular component (GO): extracellular region
Source: RefSeq, a predicted model, not a curated record